This is a messenger RNA of Somion occarium, 2643 nucleotides long. The record is from the annotation of a GenBank genome assembly. NCBI's taxonomy places the organism in Eukaryota, Fungi, Basidiomycota, Agaricomycetes, Polyporales, Cerrenaceae.
CCCUGCGGUCAGGGAUUGCGCUGCCUUGGCUCAGAAGUACACCACUGCUCCUGCCGUUAUCUUAGAGCCAAGAUUUAGCCGUGGUACUAUAUAGCACACGACAAUUUCUAACAUCUGCUUUCCGUCUUUCGCACCCUUCCGAACCAUGUCGGCCACUGAGAAGAGCUCCCUGGACGAGAAGCCUGAGUACGAUGCUGAGAAGCAGGCAGCUCCACCUGCUAUAGCUAUUGCCGAGUUCGAUGACCCCAAUCUCGACAAAGACGCUCUUAUACUCGAGGACGAUUCGCCUUAUCCCGAGGUACGAUCCGCCGUAGCUAACACGGACGACCCGUCUAUUCCCGUCAAUUCUCUACGUGCAUGGGUCAUCGGCAUCAUCUGGGCGAUCAUAAUUCCCGGCUUGAAUCAGUUCUUCUUCUUCAGAUAUCCCUCCGUUUCUGUCUCCGCUGUUGUCGCGCAACUACUAGCGUUCCCGAUUGGGCGACUCUGGGCUCGGGUUGUUCCCAAUGUCAAGGUCUUCGGCAUAUCUCUGAAUCCGGGGCCCUUCAACGUGAAAGAGCAUGUCCUUAUUACGAUAAUGGCGACCGUUGGGUGGCAAUCGGCGUACGCGACGGACAUCAUCGCAGUCCAACGGGUAUACUACAACCAAAACUUCAACUUUAGUUACCAAUGGAUGGUUGUGAUGAGCACUCAAUUAAUCGGCUUCUCCAUUGGAGGUAUCGCUCGUCGUUUCCUAGUUGCCCCGCCUUCUAUGAUUUGGCCUAACUCGUUAGUCAACUGCGCCCUUUUCAAUACACUCCAUGCCCAGCAGUACGCAGGCAUGGGUACCCGCGGUGGUAUAUCUCGCGAGCGAUUCUUCCUGUACGUAUUCAUUGGAGGAGGGUGUUGGUAUGUGCUCCCGGGGUACCUCUUCACCGCUCUGAGCACGUUCUCGUGGGUGUGCUGGAUUGCGCCGAAUAAUCUUGUCGUCAAUCAGUUAUUCGGUUAUAUUUCCGGUUUGGGCAUGUCUACAAUCACGUUCGAUUGGGCUCAAAUUGCAUACAUCGGAUCGCCACUGGCCACUCCUUGGUGGGCUAUUGCAAAUGUGGCUACUGGGUUUGUGUUCUUCUACUGGUUCCUCGUCCCCGUUUUGUACUACACAAAUACUUGGUACUCCAAGUAUAUGCCAAUUUCAUCCCGCACGUCGUUCGACAAUACCGGGAACACAUACGACGUCUCGCGGAUCGUUACACCACAGGCUACCCUGGAUGUUGCGAAGUACGAAGCAUACUCCCCUCUGUUCUUAUCUACUACGUUCGCCUUGUCAUAUGGGAUAUCCUUCGCAUCCAUCACCGCCACUUUAACUCACACGUUUUUGUAUUUCCGCAAGCAAAUAUGGAUUCAAGCUCGGCGAUCGCUGCACGAACAAGCAGACAUCCACGCCCGCUUGAUGUCCAGAUACCCCCAAGUCCCAGAAUGGUGGUAUGCAAUUAUUUUCGCUGUGAUGUUCAUUUUCGGCGUUGUGUCCAUUGAAAUGUGGGAUACGGAAAUGCCGGUAUGGGCGUUUGUAUUUGCCCUGGCCAUCGGCUUCUUCUACACCAUUCCUGUUGGCAUGAUCCAGGCUAUCACUAACCAACAGGUCGGACUGAAUGUUAUUACCGAACUCAUCAUUGGAUACGCCCUUCCAGGAAAGCCCGUGGCCAUGAUGAUGUUUAAGACAUGGGGUUACAUUACCAUGACGCAGGCAUUGCAAUUCACGAAUGACUUCAAACUUGGUCAUUACAUGAAGAUUCCGCCACGUGCGAUGUUCACCGCGCAAGUGAUUGCUGCUGUCAUCGCUGGUACCGUACAACUAGGUGUCCAAGCAUGGAUGUUCACGAACAUUCAAGACAUUUGCACCCCUCACCAGAAAGACCGAUUUAUUUGCCCCGGAACGCAGGUAUUCGGUACCGCCUCUAUCAUUUGGGGCGUCAUUGGUCCGGCUAGGCAGUUCUCGCAUGGUCAGAUCUACUAUGGCCUUCUUUUCUUCUUCCUUGUUGGUGCCGUUGCACCUGCAGUCGCAUACAUAAUCCAUCUGAAGUGGCCGGACUCCAUCAUCAAGUAUGUCAAUUUCCCCGUCAUAUUUAGUGGCCUCGGUAUGAUCCCUCCCGCGACUGCGGUCAACUACGUGCCUUGGACCAUCGUCGGCUUCAUCUUCAACUAUGCUAUACGUCGUCGCCAUUUCGAUUGGUGGUCGAAGUACAAUUAUGUUCUUUCUGCUGCUCUGGACGCGGGAGUGGCUGUCUCUAGUGUCCUCAUCUUCUUCUGUCUGCAAUACCCCCUUGGUGGCGCCAUUGGGGAGAAUUCAAUUGCAAAGUGGUGGGGAAACAAUGUUUACGUCAAUACGUUGGAUGCAGAAGCAGAAGCCUUCUACAAGCUCGCUCCAAACGCUACUUUUGGCCCCACGAUUUGGUAAAGUCUCUGGAAACGUAGUUGCAGGUAUCUGAAUGAUAUAUGGCUUUUUACGAAAUCAUCAUGUCUGUGUAAUAUUACAUAGUAGUUUCCUUCCUGUGUCUUUAUUUUGUAGCAAAGGGAUGUGUACUAAUCUGUCAGGUGUAAAAAAAAGUCUAUGUACGAAGGAACGAUUGUCCUCCGACAGUAUCUAGAGGCUGGAAGCGAGCGUAGUAA